Molecule: messenger RNA, 1413 nt
Organism: Hypomesus transpacificus
Lineage: Eukaryota; Metazoa; Chordata; Actinopteri; Osmeriformes; Osmeridae
Product: globoside alpha-1,3-N-acetylgalactosaminyltransferase 1-like
Exons: 8
Coding region: 243-1277 (344 amino acids)
Biological process (GO): carbohydrate metabolic process
Cellular component (GO): membrane; Golgi apparatus; vesicle
Molecular function (GO): hexosyltransferase activity
Source: RefSeq, a predicted model, not a curated record
AGGGCUUUCUUGCCUAAAGUGGGCUCGCUCGUCAGGGUUCGCCACAUUAACACUAUUAUACAAACACUAGCAGAACCAGUUUGGUUGAGCCACAGACAUAGCACAUGGAAAUGUGAAAAACUAUAGGAUGGAAACAAGCACCUAAAGGAAACCGGAUCAUCUAGACUUUGAGAGGAGUGAAACCGCAGUAGUGUGGAGUCUGGGGUCACGAAACCAGCCGUGGACAGAGACUGAGAAGAAAGAUGCGGGGUCAAUUACCUAACAAGUGGUUUUACAAUCUCUGGCUGUCGGUUGUUCUGAUACUGCUGGUUAUGUAUGCCUGCUUCUUCUCUGAACACCUCAGCCGCAUGUUUGAGAAAGAGGCUGACACUAAGGCAGCCUGCAGCCCAAACACCAACAGCUCUGUUGAUGACAAAGCAAGAUUGUUGUAUGAACAACCCAAAAUUAUCCCACAUCGUACUGACGUGGUGUUCGCGAGCCCCUGGUUGGCUCCUAUCGUCUGGCAGAGCAGCUUCAACUCCAUUCUCCUGGACGGCAUCUAUAAGCCCAUGAACAUCACUAUAGCAACCACAGUUUUCGCUCUUGGAAAGUACGUGCGUUUCCUGAAGGACUUCUUGGGAACGGCAGAGAUACACUACAUGGUUGGCUACAAGGUUGACUUCUACAUAUUUACUGACAGUCCUGGAGACGUUCCAAAUGUUACCCUGGCGGAAGGGAGGCGGGUGAAAGUGAUGAAGGUGCCCAGCUCCAACCGCUGGCAGGACAUUUCAGCUCGCAGGAUGGAGAUGAUCCAGCUGCUCAUCGAGAAUACGAUCAGGGGUCAAGCAGACUACAUCUUCUGUCUGGACGUCGACUCCAAGUUCUACGCUCACUUUGGGGUUGAAGCUCUGGGUCGACUGGUUGCUACGAUACACCCCAAUUACUGGUUUCUGGGACGUGACCAGUAUACAUACGAACGCCGUCCGGAGUCACGGGCCUACAUCCCCUGGGGGGAGGGAGACUUCUACUACGGAGGCGCCCUCUUUGGAGGACUGCUGGAGGAUGUCCGCUCCAUGGCAGAGACCUGCCGUCGGAAUUUUGAGGCGGACACGGCCAAUGGGAUCGAGGCAGCGUGGCAAGAGGAGAGCCACCUGAACAGGUACUUCCUGUAUAACAAGCCGUCCAAGUUGCUGUCGCCUGAGUACCUGUGGCAGGACGUUACAGCCUGGAACAAGGAGAUUUGGUUGGUCCGUUUCUCAGGGGUGGACAAGAACUACGCAGAGAUUCGGCCAAACUGAGGAGACAGAGGGAGCCAUGUGAUCCAGGACAUGGUUCUGUGUAUUCAUUUGUAAUCUGAUUGCUUGUUAGUCACUCCACAUCAAAUUGCUUUGAGUUGUCCAUUGUGUUUUUUUAAUAAAGGGGUCAUUGACUGGG